Molecule: messenger RNA, 6740 nt
Organism: Priapulus caudatus
Lineage: Eukaryota; Metazoa; Priapulida; Priapulimorpha; Priapulimorphida; Priapulidae
Product: serine/threonine-protein phosphatase 2B catalytic subunit 3-like
Exons: 13
Coding region: 128-1615 (495 amino acids)
Biological process (GO): calcineurin-mediated signaling
Cellular component (GO): cytoplasm; calcineurin complex
Molecular function (GO): calmodulin binding; calmodulin-dependent protein phosphatase activity
Source: RefSeq, a predicted model, not a curated record
CAGCUUGUUUUGCUCGCCAUUUUGGUUCGUCUCUUCGUUCUCGAUAAAAAUAUCCGUUUCAAUCAGAGGUUUGGCAGAUUCAUCGUCGUAUGAGACACGUUUAAUAUAGUUUACAAAAAUUGUAGAUAUGGCAACUACGAACGAAAAGUUGUCAACUUUAGAUAGGCUUGUGAAAAGUACUCCGUUUCCGCCAAAUCGUAGGCUUUCAAACAGUGAUGUUUUUGAUGCGAAAGGAAAACCACGUAUGGACGUGAUAAAGAAUCAUUUCAUCUUAGAAGGUCGACUAGAAGAAUCGGUAGCACUUAGGUUGAUAAAUGAAGGAGCAGCCACAUUGCGGUCAGAGAAGACAAUGGUCGAUGUUGAAGCACCCAUAACAGUAUGUGGCGAUAUCCACGGACAAUUCUAUGAUCUAAUGAAGCUAUUCGAAGUUGGCGGACCUCCAGCAAGUACGCGCUAUCUGUUCUUGGGAGACUAUGUAGACAGAGGUUACUUCAGUAUAGAGUGUGUGCUGUACCUGUGGGCACUGAAGCUUCUCUAUCCAACAACACUGUUCCUGCUGCGGGGCAAUCACGAGUGUAGACACCUCACGGAGUACUUCACAUUCAAGACGGAAUGUAAGAUGAAGUAUUCAGAGCGUGUUUACGACGCCUGCAUGGAUGCAUUUGACUGCUUGCCCCUGGCUGCCCUCAUGAACCAGCAGUUCCUGUGUGUGCAUGGUGGCCUGUCCCCCGAAGUACACACUCUCGAUGACAUCAGAAAGCUGGACCGAUUUAAAGAGCCUCCUGCAUUUGGCCCAAUGUGUGAUCUGCUGUGGUCAGACCCUUUGGAAGAUUUUGGCAGUGAGAAGAAUUCAGAACAUUUCAGUCACAAUAGCGUAAGAGGGUGCUCAUACUUCUACAGCUAUGCAGCAUGUUGUGAUUUCCUAGCACAGAAUAACCUCCUGUCAAUAAUUCGAGCUCACGAAGCCCAAGAUGCCGGGUAUCGCAUGUAUCGCAAGAGCCAAGCAACAGGAUUCCCAUCGCUUAUUACAAUAUUCUCUGCACCUAAUUACCUUGAUGUUUACAACAACAAAGCUGCCAUAUUGAAGUAUGAAAACAACGUGAUGAACAUCAGACAGUUCAACUGUUCGCCACAUCCGUAUUGGUUGCCCAAUUUCAUGGAUGUUUUUACAUGGUCUUUGCCUUUCGUAGGCGAGAAAGUGACAGAGAUGCUGGUGAACGUGCUGAACAUUUGCUCGGACGAUGAGCUCAUGUCUGAAGGCGAUGACACAUUCGAAGGUGAAACACUGACCUGUCGCAAGGAUGUAAUCCGCAACAAAAUUCGAGCGAUCGGCCGCAUGGCACGUAUAUACAAUGUGCUGAGAGAGGAGAGUGAAAGUGUGCUACAACUCAAGGGCCUUACACCUUCAGGGGCUCUCCCCAUGGGUGCUCUCUCUGGGGGAAGGCAAAGCCUGGAAGGAGCCAUUUCGGGCUUCAACCCUCACCACAAGAUAAGUGGCUUCUACGAGGCGAAGGGUCUGGACAAGGUGAACGAGCGAAUGCCUCCGCGUAAGGACAUGCCGCCGCCACCGACCGUCGACGGCAACAUCAAGAACUCGAUCACACCGAGCACGUAACAUUGCGAGCCCAGCAACCGGACACACACACACGAAGCACACAGACCAUCUGUCAACGGGAGCGUCAGUCGAAGAACAGCACCACAACAAUGUACAUACUAGUUUAAAGCCAAAUACCGGGUUUUGGUCCCUGUGAGGGCAGCAACCGCACACCCAAUGCCAGCAUUGCCUCCAGUUGAGCAUUGACACCCUGUGUAUAAACUGCGUGUCGAGCAGGAUGCAUGGGCACUGGGUUGGCAUCUGCUGCUCGGUUUCUGCCACCACCAAUAUCCUUGCCACCGUGUUUCUGUACGCAGUUGAAGCUGGCGUGCGAAUGCUGAUGUGCGUGCGUGUGUGGAAUGUGUGCAGGGAGUAGGAUUUCCUCCUGGAAAUGCUGUCGACCACUGCAUGUUUCUGAAUGGAUCUUUAGUGUGAGAGGCACUGUGAGCCCUUCAUAGGUCUAUCAGUUAAGUGCUGUUGUGGUGAAAUUAUUUCCCGUGUCUGUCUGCUGUCCAGUUGUAACUUUAUCGCUUUCUACCACGUUAUCCUUCCCUAUGCAUAAAUCCUCGAGAUGUGUUCACCGCUUCACUCUAAUUUUACAUGGCGGUAACCCAGCUCAUAGGUGGUGGCACUGCAACCAACAACCAGUGUCCAAGCAGCUUGUGUGAGAGCUGCGAGGCAGUGGUCCUGCCUCCCCUCCCCCUCCCCUCUUCCCAACGUGCCUCCCCGUGUGUUGGUAUAUAUUUAUUUCUACACGGUCGUAAUCGCUGUGCAGGUACAAGAUGUGGGUUUGCAGUGGGAGUCGAGGCCAACGUUGCAACAAUUCUAGUCGGUUGACUCAUAGAUCUGUGCAUAUAAUGACUCAUUUACGACGAUUAGCAAUGACACAAACAACGAGGCACUAAUCGUGAGGGUGAUGGCAAGACGGACUCACGUAACCAUAAUCUAAAUCUUGACAUUAAUGGCUCAGAGUGGGAGAAAAUUAUUUGAGCUGUGCAGCUUUGCAAAUUUCAAAUGCUACAAAGAAAUAUAUUCCUCGGCGCGCGCUUUUGUGCUACUUCAAAUUAUUGCACAUAGAGUCAUGGAUGUAGAUGGGCAAGUAUCAAUCACGUCGAUUGUCGGCGAUAUUUCUUGUGCGUAAGAACGAGUCAAUCGUGAGUUGGGUAGUUAUUUGAAGUUUCUCCUAUGGUGGUGCUGACUAUAUUGGUAGUCUUACCACCACGCAGCUCGCGUUGUCGAUGUUGCCUGAGCAGCGGGCAGCAGAGCCGUGCCUUCAGGAACGUUGCUGUGGAACGUUGUUAUGAGUCUGCAUGCACGAUUGCAAUUGCUGUGCACAAGUCUGAUCACAAGGUGGAGGUAGCUGAAAAGUUAGUGACGUGAACGUACUGACAGAAAAGUACGUCCAUCAUGAGCCUUGGUCUCUAAUAAUGACUGGCCUUCUAACUUUUCAGCUGUUCCCACCUGGUGGCACCAGUUGAUAUAUUGUUGUUUGCUGACAUGUUGUUUAUAUUGCACCAAAAGUCUUCAGUCAUUUAUUUAUUAAAGAACUUGUUGAAAGUAACCAUUUUCGAUUUAUUAAAAAAUGUGUUUUUAUUAUAUAUGGUUAUAUGAGCGAAAGCUACAGGGUUGUUGCUUAUAAUUAUGGUGUGGACCUGCUAACAUUCCAAGGCGCUAGGUCAAGACAAAUAUUAUCAUGAAGCAUUAUGAUGAGCAUUAUUAUGAUGUUUGGAGCACACUAGAUUAGUAUCGUGUCGUAGUUUUAGGGUUUCUAAACCGAAGUAGUAUCACCAUGCAGUGUAGCUGGGAUGAUUACAAGGAAUGUUGGCUGGUCUGCCGUUUGCGUGUUGUCCCUGAGUGGGUGCGAUUGAUAGCUGUAAACCCCCUUGGAUUGCACACCACAUAGUGCGCCUGUGGGUUUCUGCUUUUAUAUAUUCAUGAUUCAUGAGAUAUGCAUACAUGUGUAUAUGAGCAGGAAUGAAAAUAGACGACGCUUUUCUCUAUAUCAAUUCCUCUUGGCUAUAUAUCAUUCAGUGAGAGAGAUAGAUUUUGUAUUUAAGUGUUUUUUUCGUCGAAUAUAUUUACUUGUAUUACUUGAAUUUGAAUUGUAUUACUGCAGAGUUCGCGCCAUAUAUACAGUUAAAAACGAAUGGGCAUUGUUAAAAGACGCUGAGUGCUAACUAAAAGAAACAACAGGUGCUGUGUAAGAGGUAUCGGUCAGUAGAAAUUUAUGGCAUCUCCCUCUGUGUUGGGGACAGCUGCAAAUAUUAUUUUGCCAGUUGGCAGCGUGGAGCAUGGGACAGUGCCCAGAGCGACCACAUGAACAUGGUACGGAAAGUUGUGUGCCACUUCUGUACCAUUUAAUGGAUUGUUAUCGAUAUAGUAAUAUAUAUAUAUAUAUACAUAUAUAUAUAUAUAUAUAUAUAUAUCAAUAUGUAUACAUAUUUAACUGUGUUUUACACAGGUUUUAUGUAUUUAUUUCUAUAUGGCAGAGCUCCAUCGGUUGCUUCCAGUGAAGUGUUUUGAAUGCAGUGCUGUUUUCUGUAUGCUAGUAAUAAUUCAGUAAUUAUAGCCAGAUGUUCUGACACAUCAUUCUGCUGCAGGCCUGAAGUCCGUGAAUCUCAAAUGUGAAAGUUUGAUAUACCGCUUAAACAUCACAGUUGUGAAAUAAUAAUUUCUCUCGUCUCGCCAUUACGUAUUAUUUUCAGUGUAAAGUUGCCAAUAUGGAGGUGAUAGGCUCCUGCUUAAGCUCACCACGACUUGCUGUCUGAGGCACGGUUAUCAGAGUGGCCUCGACAGCAAAUUUAGCAUAAACUAGUUUCUGCGCAUGCACUCGUUUUUAUAUCCCUGGAAACAUGUUUUCUGUUCAUAUAAAACAUUGUUUAAUAAUAUAACCUUUCUCAUUAACCAUAAACAGCUAUAACAGCAUUAGACCGAUUCAUGUUAGAAUUUCCCAGUUUGCAUGACCGGAUCAGUCUAGGUAAGACCGAAAUUCAUUCUAUAUACUAUUCUAUGGUGUCAGUAGAAAAGGUUUUUUUUAUUUAAGGUUUAGGCAGUUUGACUGGAACAACAAGUUUUUGCCAUACUGUUGAUGCUGUUUCUUGAAAUUUUAUUAACUAUUAAUUAUUUAGAGCAGCUUAUCUAUUGGAAUGUCGAAAUGUUAGCUGUGGAAUGUAAUUCCCCCUUAAAUCAUAUAAAGUAACCGUUCAAAGUUGGGCUGCAUAGGAAUCUGUAUUUAUAAGUUAUGUCGUAACAGCCAGUAUGUAUUUUUUGUGACAUGAGCGUCACAAUACUUGUCUCCCGUUUUGAGUCUGUCGUCUGUCAACCAAAAUAUGAUAACCCUCCAUCGAAGCUAUACAGCUGCUCGGCUACAGUUUUUUAAAGUUCAUAUUGUGAGUAAUGUUUAAAUGUAUUUAUGGAAGUCGGACACUGGAGGCGUUCCUCGUUAGACAGGUGUGAUCGUGAUUGGUUCGCACCGUUGCCGCACUCGGGACGCGCCCAUACAUGUAGUUUCCGCCUGCACAUUGCACUCCCGUCUUCAGUCUCCUGGCAACCAUUUGUAUUUACCAUACUCGUUCAUCAGGUAAUUUCUGUAUUAUGCAAAAAAGCAAGUAUAUAUAUAAAUAUAUAUAUGUAUAUGUCAGUCGUUGGAGACGAUUUCUGUCCGUGUCUGUGAUGGUGUGGGAGGCAGACCGGACAUGUGUACUGUUUUCCUUGGUUUCCCUACCGUGUUUAAUAUUGAAUUUACAUCUGAGGUAUCUUCCUUGGCUUGUUUGUAAUUCUUUUUCGAUGCAGUUGAGUAGAAUAUUUUUUCAUGUCUCUUAUGCUGACAGCUAGUCAUAGAGGCAUUGGCAUGUUUGUGCAGCUAUUUCUGCUUCCUGCCAAAUAAUUUAUUGAAUUUCCCGUCUGCUGUUGAAUCCAAUCCGUGUUUGAUGUGACUUGCGAAUUUCCUUGAUAUGUUGUUAUGAACAUGUAACCUAUGUGGGUGAAACCAUUUGCUGAGACCCUCCUGCUAUACAAUCAUCAAGAGACUUUCUGUCCCGAUUAGCACUAUGGUCUUGUACGCAUUCGGACCCGGGUUGUGUGCAGUGCUAGGGAGAGCAUCGGAGGCUUGUGUUUGUCUCUACUUGAGCUAGCCAUAACUUCCUAAAUUGCAUCCAGCGCAUGACCAGUCUGUGACAGAAGCAUCUUGUGGUAAAUGACACGUCGUGAGUUAAGCACAGAUGCUUAGCUCUACUUAUGUAUCGGCUCGCUCUGCAUAUUUGUGGUGUAUUCCUGCAACAUGUUACGGAGCGACGUGUUACGUUGGUUAGAGCUAGCAGGUGCGCAGCUUCCGUGUCUGCCCGGUGUUAUGCACUUAUAAUGCUUAUUCCGAAUGAGAGAAGUUAAUCAGCUGCAGUUCUGCUUUUGUGGAGUUUUACCAGCAAGUCUGUAGCAAGGCCUCACAUGUUCCCUCCAAUGCUUGUAUCACUGCACACUAGUCAUGUAAGGUCUUGUCAGUGACAUACAUGUAACUGUAAGCCACUUUCUUUUCUUCCUACCCCUCCCCCAACAACUUGCUUUUUCCAAGCUGUUAUAAUAUUCAGAUGCAAUUUUGGAGGCUAGGAAGUUGAGCAUUUUUGUGUGUUCCCUGCUGCCAAGAAAUUAGCAAAGAAAUAGAUGGUACAACACUUUUUACAUAAGAUUCUUGUGAACGUGUUCAUUACAUAAUUAUUCACUUCUUUGAUGUUGUAGUAUCUUGUACUUUUAUUAUUACUUCAAGCAAAAAAUAUGAUAUUAUGACAUUACCACGAGUUAAUAAUGACAAAUUGUCAAUUGACAAUUGACAAUAUUGACAAAUUUGUCAUUAUUAACUCCUGAUAUUACUAAACCAGCUACUAGGGUUAACAAUGUGGACUAAAACCAUAUGCCGGGGUAGCCAUAUGUUAAGAAACAAUGGAAUGCAAAAAAUUAAAUUACAGUUAACACGUAGGUGGCACCUGUCAGCAUGAGAGAUCCGCAUACAGGUUUGGUUCUUAAUACCAUGCACCUCUUGAUGCUAAACAUGGGAAAAUUUCAAUUUUUUGUCAAUAUUGUGUGAUUAUUUAUUGUAAAUCUUACAUGUUACCACGUAAACAUUUCUGUGUUAAAAUAAAAUUUCAAAUAUUGA